ACGCUCUUGCCAUUCUGCGCGCGUACAUCUUCCAAACGUUUGUCAUCUCUGGCGAUGCCACCCUCCGGAAACUCGGUGGGCACUUGAAAAUGUGUAGAACGUACCCAUGUACGAGUACAGUAUACUCUCUGUAUAAACCUGUCCGCAGGUUGAUAUAUUAUGAACAGAUGGGUCUACCCUGUUGUUCACCCGGACUAGGGAUUCCUCAUAGUAUCGUGAGACAGGGCAAUCGCCAGCAGCACUGCACCGGACGGGAUUGACGCGACGGGGAGCGUGGCCAUGUCUAUCCGUCGGAGCCGGCAUGCCCUCUCCCUCCUGUUUCCCAUCCCCCGUCUCCCGUCUCCCGUCUCCCGUUUCCAAGGAGAGUGGACGGUGGGACUCUCCUUCACCUGGAUUGGAGAGAUGCACAGUAUUUUAGAACUACAACUCGCCAACUCUAUUAGCUAAUCAUCCUAACCCUUCACUUGCCCCUGCUACCUUGUUGCCACCCUGUCUCAACGGC
Molecule: messenger RNA, 502 nt
Organism: Colletotrichum destructivum
Lineage: Eukaryota; Fungi; Ascomycota; Sordariomycetes; Glomerellales; Glomerellaceae
Exons: 1
Coding region: 280-447 (55 amino acids)
Source: RefSeq, a predicted model, not a curated record